Molecule: messenger RNA, 520 nt
Organism: Danio aesculapii
Lineage: Eukaryota; Metazoa; Chordata; Actinopteri; Cypriniformes; Danionidae
Gene: slirp
Product: SRA stem-loop interacting RNA binding protein
Exons: 4
Coding region: 23-334 (103 amino acids)
Biological process (GO): regulation of gene expression
Cellular component (GO): nucleoplasm
Molecular function (GO): RNA binding
Source: RefSeq, a predicted model, not a curated record
ACUCCACUGACAAGGACGAAACAUGGCGGCGGCUGUAGCAGCAGCGAGCAAGAAGGUGUUCGAAGUAUUUGUGACAAAAGUACCAUGGACCGUCGCAUCCAAGGAGGUUAAAGAAUACUUUGGUCAAUUUGGACAGGUGAAGCGGUGUCUACUGCCACUUGAUAAAGAGACCGGUUUUCACCGAGGGUUUUGCUGGAUCGGGUUCACUACAGAAGAAGGAUUGCAGAAUGCAUUACAGAAGGAUCCUCACAUCAUUGAAGGAGCAAAGCUCCAAGUGCAGAAAAACAGAAAGCCAUUUUCCGGCAGGAGGUUAAACAAAGGAGAAGAAAUAUAAUGAGGGCUGAGUACAAUUGUCAAGAGGUGUUACUUCAGUAACUGUCUUCAGAAGUGUUAUUUAUUGCGGCCGUCUCUAUUCUGGACAUACCUGUUUUCAAGAAGCAAAACUUUAAUGUGUGUCAGCCCUUGUGCUGACUUCAUGUCUGGUGUAUUUUGUUAUAAAACUUCCAAAGACCUAAAAUGA